AUGUCUACUACUGAGCAAACGAUUAAGAACAAGGUCGUCAACCGGGAAGAAUGGCUCGCCGCACGGAAGGCUCUCCUUGAAAAGGAAAAAGAGCUGACCCGGGCGAAUGACAGUCUCACUGCACAGAGAGCCGCGCUCCCCAUGGUCAAAGUCGACAAGAGUUACACAUUCAAGGAUGAAAACGGAUCAAACGUCACGCUAGCAGAUCUCUUCCAAGGGAAGCCGCAGCUAAUUGUGUACCAUUUCAUGUUUGGUCCUGAUGAAGACGCUGGUUGCCACGGAUGUUCUCACAUUGCAGAAGCUCUUCCCGACGUGCGCCACUUGCGUUUCAAAGAUACAAACUUGGUGUGCAUUUCUCGCGCACCAGUCGAGAAGUUGCGAGCCUUCAAAGAUGCCAAUGGUUGGGCGUGGUUGUGGUACUCGAGUCAAGAAUCUGACUUCAACUACGACUUUCACGCAACCAUCGACGAGUCUGUGUGUCCUGUUGAGAUGAAUUUCAGGACCAAGGAAGAAAUGGAGGCCAAAGGGAAACGUUGGUGGACAGGCGACGUUCCUGGAUUUAGUGUAUUCUACAGACAAGGUGAUGAAAUUUUCCACACGUAUUCAACUUGGGAGAGAGGCGGAGAUAAGAUUAUGCCCACGCUACAGCUGUUGGAUAUGACGCCACUAGGAAGAAGACUGUACAAAUACGGACCCGCAGAGUUUCGACUAAAGUAUGAGUAUGACGAGGAGGUCUGA
Messenger RNA from Pochonia chlamydosporia 170, 738 nucleotides. RefSeq lists its product as hypothetical. Bases 1 to 738 code for a protein of 245 amino acids. The record is from RefSeq and is a predicted model, not a curated record. NCBI's taxonomy places the organism in Eukaryota, Fungi, Ascomycota, Sordariomycetes, Hypocreales, Clavicipitaceae. The transcript is spliced from 2 exons.